CGCCUGAUGCAGCGUAGAGGUGCCUAGCCCUGCACGAUCUGCCUUUGCUGAUGGGAUCCUCAAGGACAAUUGGUUUCCCUCGUUGGUCUAGGCGAAACUCAGCAACAAAAAGCUAGCCUUACUUUAAGUAACGUUGACCGUCUUGAUGGACUACGCUUCCUCCCAUGCAUGAUGUGAAGAUCCCUGACCUGCACUCGUGUAAAGCCGCGGCUGAGGAUUACGCUUUCUUUUUCUUAUCGCAUGGGUGGCAUCUGCAUCUAGCCGCAUCAGCUGCAAAGCUACUAGCAUCAGAAGCCCGCCAAUCCUGUUUUCUUUUUCUUUUUCUUUUUCUUUUUCUUUUUCUUUUUCUUUUUCUUUUCCUUUUUCUUUUUCCUCUUUCCACCCUCCCCUUCAAACAAGCAAACAUCGGGCGACGGUCCCAGGAAGUAUCGCCAUCAUUAUUAUUUUUUUUUUCAAUGGUGCUCUUUGCCAUAUCGACAAUGCGGCGAUGUACCAUUGCGCAGAAAUUAAGGAACAUCAGCAGGAAAGCUAUUGCAUUAGUAGGAUCCACAAGAAGGUGAGCGACGAAAGGUCAGCUAUUAGCGAUAGCCACGCAAGGGUCUCAUGGAUCAGGAUUCGUAAGGGCCGA
Molecule: messenger RNA, 628 nt
Organism: Aspergillus caelatus
Lineage: Eukaryota; Fungi; Ascomycota; Eurotiomycetes; Eurotiales; Aspergillaceae
Exons: 2
Coding region: 165-560 (131 amino acids)
Source: RefSeq, a predicted model, not a curated record